UCGAUUAUGCUUCGUACCGAGCAACUUCAGGGCGGUCCACAGUGGCAAUCAGGCAACUGGGAGGGGAGGGCACUUUUGUCAAUAAAAUCUCUUUUAUUAUUCUUACACAAAAGAAGUUUUGUUGUAAAUAACCAAAGGAUUAAUUUUACUUAAGGGAUUGGAAGAACACUAUAUAUUACUUCUUCAAAAUGUCGACAUCUGCGAUAUAUAUUUUAGACGUAAAGGGUAAAGUUUUAAUUUCACGAAAUUAUCGUGGAGACAUAGAAACGGGUGUUAUAGAGAAAUUUAUGCCUCUUGUAAUGGAAAGAGAAGAGGAAGGCAAUCUUACUCCUAUUAUUCAAACUGCUGAAUGUACAUAUGCAUAUAUAAAAUACAAUAAUUUGUAUAUUGUGUCAACUACAAAAAAGAAUGCAAACAUUUCCUUAGUAUUUGUAUUCUUGCAUAAACUAGUGCAAGUGAUGCAAGAAUAUUUCAAAGAAUUGGAAGAAGAAAGCAUACGAGACAAUUUUGUUGUUAUUUAUGAACUUUUAGACGAGUUAAUAGAUUUUGGAUAUCCGCAAACUACAGACAGCAAGAUAUUACAGGAAUAUAUAACUCAAGAAGGACACAAACUCGAAAUUCAACCACGAAUUCCUAUGGCUGUGACUAAUGCUGUAUCUUGGAGAUCGGAAGGUAUAAAAUACCGUAAAAACGAAGUGUUCCUAGAUGUAAUAGAAUCGGUGAAUCUUUUAGCGAAUGCUAAUGGAAAUGUUUUGAGCUCUGAAAUUGUUGGUGCCAUAAAAAUGAGAGUAUAUUUAUCCGGAAUGCCGGAAUUAAGACUUGGAUUAAACGAUAAAGUUUUAUUCGAAUCUACAGGACGUGGAAAGUCUAAAUCGGUUGAAUUGGAGGAUGUGAAAUUUCAUCAGUGCGUCAGAUUAUCUAGAUUUGAAAACGAUAGAACAAUUUCUUUUAUUCCUCCUGACGGAGAGUUCGAAUUAAUGUCUUACAGAUUGAAUACACAUGUAAAACCAUUGAUAUGGAUUGAAUCUGUCAUCGAACGACAUGCUCACAGCAGAGUAGAAUACAUGAUAAAGGCAAGAUCACAAUUUAAAAGGCGUUCUACGGCCAAUAAUGUAGAAAUAGUGAUUCCAGUGCCCAAUGAUGCAGAUUCUCCUAAAUUUAAGACUACUAUUGGCAGUGUUAAAUAUUCACCAGAGCAGAGUGCAAUAACUUGGUUCAUCAAGUCAUUCCCUGGUGGUAAAGAAUAUUUAAUGAGAGCACACUUUGGUCUACCAUCUGUUGUUGGGGAAGAUGUGGAAGGAAAACCACCGAUUCAAGUUAAAUUUGAAAUUCCAUAUUUCACUACUUCUGGGAUACAAGUGCGUUAUUUAAAGAUCAUUGAGAAAAGUGGAUACCAAGCGCUACCAUGGGUGAGGUAUAUUACACAGAAUGGGGAUUAUCAAUUGAGAACAAAUUAAAUA
Messenger RNA from Apis mellifera (honey bee), 1460 nucleotides. It is a transcript of the gene AP-1mu, whose product is annotated as AP-1 complex subunit mu-1. Lineage: Eukaryota; Metazoa; Arthropoda; Insecta; Hymenoptera; Apidae. Gene Ontology annotation, molecular function: clathrin-cargo adaptor activity. Gene Ontology annotation, biological process: intracellular protein transport; vesicle-mediated transport. The transcript has 2 exons. Gene Ontology annotation, cellular component: clathrin adaptor complex; clathrin-coated vesicle. Bases 189 to 1457 code for a protein of 422 amino acids. The record is from RefSeq and is a predicted model, not a curated record.